GGCACCUCCUCAUUGGACGGACAGCCGUGUGGAUUCGCGUCGCGGCGACGGCGAGGGAUUCCUUUCGGCCUGUUUUGUUUGCCUCCGCGCGAAGCCGGCUGCCUUCGUGCCUCGAUAAAGACUCGAGGCUGAUAAGAACACGUCCCGCAGGAACGGGACAGCGGACGGUCGCAGGUGAGGAUCCGCCGGGAGAGACGCGAGAGUUCCAAGGCCACGAGUCGAUCUCCGUCGUUCGCUGCCGCGUUCGAUCAGCCACGAUGACGCUGCAGGCGAUACAAUGGGAGAAGCAGGAGGGUAGGUUGCAGAUCUUGGACCAGAAGCUGCUGCCGGACGUCACCCAGUACUCCGAGAUCAAGGGCGUGGGGGACGGCUGGAAGGCGAUCAACAGCAUGCAGGUGCGGGGUGCACCGGCCAUAGCCAUCGUCGGCUGCCUCAGCUUGGCGGUGGAGAUCAUCCACAAUCCAGAGUACGUGGACAAGGCGGCUCUCUGCCAGGAUAUCGAGAGUAAACUCAAUUACCUGAUAUCAGCGCGGCCAACGGCGGUCAACAUGAACACCGCGGCCAACGAGCUCAUAACGCUGGCGGAAAAUCUUUAUAAGGACGCCACGAUCACGCUGUCACAGAUGAUUGACAGAUUCGUAAACGCCAUAGAUGGGAUGCUGCGGAAGGACGUGGCGGACAACAUCGCGAUCGGCGACCUGGGCGCGCAUGAUAUCCUGUACAACGUGCCCAAGGACAGCGUCAUCAGGAUUCUCACGCACUGCAACACCGGGAGCCUCGCCACCGCGGGAUACGGCACAGCGUUAGGCGUCAUCAGGUCGCUUCACAAGAUGGGCAAGCUCGAGCGCGUCUACUGCACCGAGACCAGGCCGUACAAUCAAGGCGCUCGUCUGACCGCUUACGAGCUGGUGCACGACAAGAUACCGGCGACGCUCAUCUGUGACGACAUGGUCGCCGCAGCGUUGAGGAAGAAGCAGAUCACAGCGGUGGUCGUGGGCGCGGACAGAGUCGCCGCCAACGGCGACACCGCGAACAAGAUUGGGACUUACCAGAUCGCGGUCCUCGCAAAGUAUCACAAGAUUCCCUUCUACGUGGCCGCGCCGCGGACGUCCAUUGACCUGACGAUGCCCAGCGGCGAUGACAUGGUCAUCGAGGAGCGACCCGUGCGGGAAAUGACGCACAUAAACGGCCGGCGAGUUGCAGCGAAGGAUAUCGACUGCUGGAAUCCGGCGUUCGAUGUAACGCCAGCGAGCCUGAUCACCGGCAUUAUCACGGACAUUGGUGUUUUCAAGCCGGAGGAUCUGAAGGUCGCGAUAGAGGAGCACGAACCCGUCUGCCCGCGACUCCACGAGUGGACUUAUUUAUGAAAAUAUUUCGAACACGCGUGUGCGUACGUACCAAUUAGUGAAUACCAAGACUGUUAUUUUUAACUACUACUAGUGCACAAAGUGCCGCUCUAGAGAGAAUACUUAAUCUCAGGAAAAAUAGUGAAAACAGAGUAGAUUGAAACCGACCAAUGAGAGGCUAAAAUCGAAAGAUUUAUAUUUCACGGGCUGUGAAGAUCGUAAUGUUCCAUUGUUUGCUGAAGUUGUAACAUACGUAUGAAUACUUUUUUUACACGACUACCCUGUAAUACCCUGUUGACGAUUGUGCCAUACCGUGUAUCGUUGCAAUGAUUUUCAGAGAUUUGUAUUACUACUGAAUAAACAGAUUUUACUAUGCA
Messenger RNA from Ooceraea biroi (clonal raider ant), 1723 nucleotides. RefSeq names its product methylthioribose-1-phosphate isomerase. NCBI's taxonomy places the organism in Eukaryota, Metazoa, Arthropoda, Insecta, Hymenoptera, Formicidae. The record is from RefSeq and is a predicted model, not a curated record. Gene Ontology annotation, molecular function: S-methyl-5-thioribose-1-phosphate isomerase activity.